Anoplopoma fimbria (sablefish) is the source of this 2779-nucleotide messenger RNA. RefSeq names its product cilia and flagella associated protein 36 (gene cfap36). Bases 76 to 1449 code for a protein of 457 amino acids. Gene Ontology annotation, cellular component: ciliary base; axoneme. NCBI's taxonomy places the organism in Eukaryota, Metazoa, Chordata, Actinopteri, Perciformes, Anoplopomatidae. The record is from RefSeq and is a predicted model, not a curated record. The transcript has 12 exons.
GAGCGGAGGGAGGAAGAGGAGGAGGGAGGAAGAAGGGAGGAAGGGGGGUGUUGUUGUUACCCAGCAGCGGCCAACAUGGCUGAGGAUGACAGCGAAUGGGUCGUGGAGAGCAUCGUUGGCUACCUGGGGAGUCCCGAGUGGGUCGAUCCUGUCACGGACUUCAUGGAGAACAAGUGCACAGUUUUUGAUGACGAAGAUGAAAAUAAGUUAUCGUACACAGAGAUCCACCAGCAGUAUAAGACAUUGGUGGAAAAGCUGCUGGGGAAUUACAUGCAGGAGGUUGGCAUCAACGAGCAGCAGUUUCUGGAUGCAUGCACUUCUCCCUUUGCCAAGUCCAAAACAUUGCAGUCGGUGUUCCAGACAGUUCUGGCUACAGAUGACUUCCAGAUAUUUCGGUCCCUGAUGGUUCAGAAGAACAUAGAGCUGCAGCUUCAAGCCCUCAGAGUCAUUAAAGAAAGGAACGGGGCCCUCCCAGAGUGUCUGACUGACGGUGUGGACGUGAUGACAGAGUUGCAGGAUCAAGAGAUGAAAAUCCUGCAGGAAGUUCUCAAAAAAUCAAAAGAGGAGUAUGAUGAGGAAAUGUCCAGGAGGCUGCUUUUGGAGGAAGAGGUUGGCUCCGCCUCCAGCAGCUGCUCUGAUAAGCCAAUGGCAGAAAGCAGUGAAGCCCAGAAUACCUCCACUGCUCCCAGCCAACAAAGCAACCCUGCCAAGACCGACGCUGAGGGGAAUGGUGACAGCAGCCACAGUAACGGUCACCCCGUCCCACUAGUGAACGGAAACACUCCCACUGAAUUGAAUCUGGUCAACAGCAAAUCUGUCACAAAAGUAGAGAGCAAGACGUCUGCCCCAGGAGGAGGAGCUACGAAGAGUGCAGCUAAGCGCAGCUCCACGUCUAAACCCACACCAGAUUGUGGCAGUAAUGGUGUGGAGUCCAGAGUCCUUCCAGCAGUGAGAGGUCCGGUGAAGUCUGGUGAAGCCUCCGUCAGCCUCCGUCCUGGUACCAAGGAGCAGAGCGGCAGCAGCCAGACUGCAGCGGAGGCGUGUCUGGAGGAGGCGCACAGGGAGGCUGGCUUCUCCAAGCCAUAUACUGAGUUGUCGGCGUCUCAGCAGGAGCAGCUCCAGCAGAGGGCGGCAUAUCUGCGCCAACAGCGAGACAAGCUGCAUGCUCUGAAAAAGGAGCAGCAGAAACCCAAGCAGGUGACUCCACCAGAGGAGACGCCCGCCACCGUCCCGGAGGCAGUGGGGCAGUCCCAGAGGAAUGGGGCUUGUACCCCCACUCCUCCUCCUCCUCCUACUACUCCUACUCUUCCUCCUGCUCCUCUUCCUCCAGCACAACACUCUGCUAACUCCUCCAAACAGAAGCAGGAGAUAUCUGCCGAGGAGAAGAAGAAGCUACAGAAGAGAAAACAUCUGGCUGACAAGCUGAAAGAGGAAGUGAUCAAGAAAUAACCGCAAUAUCCCGAUUUAUUCCCCAUCUGUUUACUCCUUUAGUCACACGUGGCUUCCUUUACGCCGCCUCCCUCAGCCAGAUAAGUUAUUUAGCGUAACACAGAUCAGGGUUUAUUUUCCAAAGAAACACAAACAUUAUGAGAUCUUCCUUCUUCAAAAGUUAUUUUUGUCGCAGUCUACACGGGAAGAGGGCACGUCUACUUUUAUAUCUUGGAUGUAUGUACCAGUAUGUGGCACAAGUAUUCUAGCAUGUUUGACUGAGAGAGUGCAGAAAACACUAAAGAGCAGUCAGUCGAUAUGCUGCCAGUGUUAAUAGAGUCGAGUGGAGAACCCAGAUGGCUUUUCCUUUACUUUAUCACUACACACCUGUUUCUAAAGCACUCCUAAUUUGCCACUGGUUGCACUACAUUUAAUCUAAUGACAUUUAAUCUGCUUCCAAAUUCUAAAUGCAAAAUUUAUGGACUAUAUAUAGUGUCCUCAAUAAAAAUCCCACAUUGGAAUGAAAACUGUUUUCACAGCAUGUACACUACUUGAUAAAAAUCUAACAAUGCAGUGCUUCACUAUUGACAGUAUCAGUGUUUAUUAUACAACACUGCACUGAUCAGUUAAGGUUCAAAAUCAUGAUUCAUGACUGAUUUGUGUGCUCGCGACAGACUAAUAAACCAGUGACUAGUGACUGAUGGAGUGAUGUUGGACACACCCCCUCUUGUUUCUCUGUAGAAAACAGUCAAAGAAGUAACUCAAGGUAUCAGUGAGUUAAGGAUUAAUGCUGGUGGAAGAGUGUUGCGUUCAGGUGACGGUAACGAUAGCUAGCACAAGUGUACAGUCUCGUCGUUAGCGUUUCCCAGAGGGUAGAGUCAGCUGGUACACGUAAAGCUGGUGAAACACUAGCAGCCCGUCCUAGUCAAAGAGCAGUGUGGGAGUUGUCAAGAUGAACACAGUCAUGUGAUUGUGAAGGGGCCAAGAGAACAGUGUGUCGCUUUCUACGAGGAAUGCAGUAUUUCAUGUACGCUGUUUAAUAAAUCACAUUUUAUAGAAACAAGCUGGAACCCCAGACUUUGUGUGUAUAUAAAAAACUACAGCCAUGUUUUAAGGUACCUGGUUUCAGACGGGUCUUCUGUUUUAAUCUGGAUAGUGCUUUGUUGUUCUGCAGAGCCACGAGGGAUUCAUCACCAUGUGUUCUCGUUUCUAUUUGGAACAUUGUUCCGAGUACAGAAUAUUUUUGCAUGAAACACUUUCCUGGUACAAAAACAUGUAAAUACUGUUGAUUACUUGCUGUCAAAUUUGUACAAAUUGUAUUCCACUAAGUAAUAUCGAAAAUUGCUUAAAA